Molecule: messenger RNA, 2409 nt
Organism: Mus musculus (house mouse)
Lineage: Eukaryota; Metazoa; Chordata; Mammalia; Rodentia; Muridae
Gene: Bscl2
Product: BSCL2 lipid droplet biogenesis associated, seipin
Exons: 11
Coding region: 1176-2327 (383 amino acids)
Biological process (GO): lipid storage
Cellular component (GO): cytosol; lipid droplet; endoplasmic reticulum membrane
Source: RefSeq, a predicted model, not a curated record
CGAGAGUUAGUGUGAAUGUUGUGAACACAGGUGGGCUUCUCGGAGUGGGGAGUAGGGUGGCAAGAGUUGGCACUGGGGAAAUAGGGAAUCGAUUGGAAAUUUUUCAUGUAAUUUGAGUGGAUUACUACUAUUCAAAAAGAUGUGCAUUGGCCUUGCCUCCUGGAGGACGUUAUCCAGACGAUGCCACCAUCAGAAAUCUAGUCUCAUGGUUUUUUGUAGGGAUUUUGAGGUUGGCUGCAUCACGUGGGUCACAGAAGGUCAAUCACGCAGCAUAAAAACUGGAGACUGAAAGGGGUUGAAAUGCCGCCACGCUUGACUAGCGGACGGCACCAUCUGCGCACACAACACACAAGAUUCAGAUUCUGGCAGGGUGCAAGGCUCUCUGAGCUCCAGUUGGACUCCUACAGGCCCAAGGAACUCUACUGAAUUUACAAAAAACAAACAAACAAAACAAAACAAAACAAAAUCAGCAUUUAUUUCACACCUCCAUUCAAUCACACUGAAAAGACAGGUGGUAAAGGUAUGGGCAGAGGGUUGUGGUUGAGGCCUGGAAAGGAGGACCAAGGAGUCCCAGACUGCGUUGGAGAUUAUAAUGGGUCCUUUGGUCACUUAACUAAAGUGUAAUGGGCAGAGACACUGGGGAGCAAAGCAUUUUACAGGCUCUGCCCUCUAUGCAAGGCUCAGCCCCUGUAGGCGAUUGACAGUUGGGCGGGGCUUCCUCGGCAGCCGGAACUGCCUUCUGUAUAUUGCCUGGGCAGCGAGAGGCCGGUGAGUCUGCCUCGCCGCGGUGGCGAUCUGGUGUACACCGCAUUACCCCAGGGGUGGGCGCCGCAGCGUCGGCCACAGGGUGCUGUGCGGGGGUAGGGGUCACUUCCUCCGUGAGCGAGCACAGGUCCAGGCAGAGGAAAGAAACUCUUGGGAGGCAAUUUUGACUGCUCUAAGGCUGCUGGCUUUGAGCCAGACUGGCCGGCUGUGCAACCUUAGGCAAGUCACUCACCUCCUUGCAAACCUCUGGCAUUUUGGAUCCAUGUCAUCUGGGUUUCGAGAGAGAUUUAAAGGCCUCGUUCUCUGAACCUUCAGCUGCCCUAUCCCAUGGCCAAGGGUAUCGUCCCUGUGGAAGACCAGCCAGGAACUCAAAGCCUGAGGCUGGGGCCAGACCCCCUGCUGUCCCCAUCAUGGUCAAUGACCCACCAGUCCCCGCCUUACUGUGGGCCCAGGAAGUGGGCCACGUCUUGGCAGGCCGUGCCCGCAGGCUGAUGCUGCAGUUUGGGGUGCUCUUCUGCACCAUCCUUCUUUUGCUUUGGGUGUCUGUGUUCCUCUAUGGCUCCUUCUACUACUCCUACAUGCCGACGGUCAGCCACCUCAGCCCUGUGCACUUCCACUACAGGACAGACUGUGAUUCCUCCACCGCCUCUCUCUGCUCUUUCCCUGUUGCCAAUGUCUCACUGGCUAAGAGUGGACGUGAUCGGGUACUGAUGUAUGGACAGCCAUAUCGAGUCACCUUAGAGCUUGAACUGCCCGAAUCCCCUGUGAAUCAAGACUUGGGCAUGUUCUUAGUCACUGUUUCAUGUUAUACCAGAGGUGGCCGAAUCAUCUCCACUUCUUCACGCUCAGUGAUGCUGCAUUACCGCUCGCAGCUGCUCCAGGUGCUCGACACGCUGCUGUUCUCCAGCCUCCUGCUGUUUGGCUUCGCUGAACAGAAGCAGCUCCUGGAAGUAGAACUCUACUCUGACUAUAGGGAGAAUUCGUAUGUGCCAACAACUGGAGCAAUUAUUGAGAUCCACAGCAAGCGCAUCCAGAUGUAUGGAGCCUACCUCCGGAUCCAUGCCCACUUCACUGGGCUCAGGUACCUGCUGUACAACUUCCCCAUGACCUGCGCCUUCGUGGGUGUGGCCAGCAACUUCACGUUCCUCAGCGUCAUCGUGCUCUUCAGCUAUAUGCAGUGGGUGUGGGGUGCUGUCUGGCCCCGCCACCGCUUCUCUCUGCAGGUUAAUAUCCGACAAAGGGAUAACUCACACCACGGGGCCCCGCGUCGGAUCUCGCGCCAUCAGCCAGGUCAGGAAUCUACCCAGCAGUCGGAUGUGACGGAGGAUGGUGAGAGCCCUGAAGAUCCCUCAGGAACAGAGGGCCAGCUGUCUGAGGAAGAGAAACCAGAGAAGCGGCCCCUGAAUGGAGAGGAGGAGCAAGAGCCAGAGGCUAGUGAUGGCUCCUGGGAAGAUGCAGCUUUGCUGACAGAGGCCAACCCACCUACCUCUGCCUCAGCAUCUGCCCUUGCCCCUGAGACUCUGGGUAGCCUCAGGCAACGCCCGACCUGCUCCAGUUCCUGAACAAAGGGUGAAUUCCUCACAUUCCAGCGCUUUCCCAUCAUACACCUUUUCCCUUGCUCCCUUAAUAAACUAUUUUGUGGCA